CGUCGCUUAAGCCGCAGAAAGGGAGAAGGCGGCGGAGGGAGAGGCGGCGAGCGCCCGCCGGGGGAACGAGGAGACCGCUCGGAGCUCCAGCGCCUGCCCGCCGCCACGGUCGCGGGGCUGAGCCGCGUGGGGGAUACCCUGGACAGCGCCCCGCGCGUGGCGCUCACUCCCGCAGCCGAGCACCGCAGAGCCCUCCGCGCGACCCCUUCCCGGCGACAUGGAGAAGCUAAAGGCUUUCGACCAGGAAGUAAAUGAAUUUGUGGACUAUAUGUUUGGAGCUAGAGAUCCCAGGGUCCGAGGAUGGCUCAUGCUGGAUUCUUACCUACCUACCUUUUCGCUGACUGUUGCAUAUCUUCUCUUGAUAUGGCUGGGCACCACAUUUAUGAAGAACAGGCCUGCUUUUUCACUCAGGGGUCUCCUUAUUGUAUAUAACCUGGGAGUUACACUGCUUUCAUUAUACAUGCUUAUAGAGCUAAUUCUUGCCACUUGGGAAGGAGGUUAUAACUUGCAGUGCCAGAACCUCACCAGUGCGGGAGAAGCUGACAUUCGGGUGGCCAAGGUGUUGUGGUGGUAUUACUUUUCCAAAGUCAUUGAAUUUGCUGACACCAUUUUCUUUGUGUUACGGAAGAAAAACAGUCAAAUUACUUUUCUUCAUGUUUAUCAUCAUGCCACUAUGUUUAACAUCUGGUGGUGUGUCAUGAACUGGAUACCAUGUGGACAAAGUUUCUUUGGACCCACUUUGAAUAGUUUUAUUCACGUCCUCAUGUACUCCUACUAUGGUCUGUCCGUGAUUCCAUCCAUGCGCAGGUAUUUGUGGUGGAAGAAAUACCUCACUCAGGCACAACUGAUUCAGUUUCUGCUCACCAUUACACACACACUCAGUGCUGUUGUGAAACCAUGCGGAUUUCCAUUUGGUUGUCUGAUCUUCCAGUCCUCAUACAUGACCACACUGGUCAUUCUAUUUGUUAACUUUUAUGUUAAGACAUAUCGGAAAAGACCUUCAAGGACUGAUAUGAAAGACGUCUCUGCAGUGACAGAAAUCAAGAAUGGGUUCCACAAAGAGUACAUAAUGGCAGCUAAUGGUACUCUGAACAAUAAAAAAGCACAAUAAGUAUAUUUUAAUAAUACAUUGUAGUCUACAAAAGCCCUCCCCCACUUUUUUUCAUGAACAGAGAACGAGAGCAAUCCUAAGCAGGUCUAUGCAGAAGUAAGACCCAUUUUAUUUAACGGAGCUUACUCUCGGGAAAGUGUGAGGAUUGCAACCUAAGCUGAUCAUUUGAUUGCAUACAACUUUAGGACAACCUUUGUCUCAGUUUGGUUACAAUUAUCUUGCUCCCUGAUGCUUAACUCACUGGUAUUCAAGGUUAAAAAACAAAGUAGUUUUUAAUAUUUUGAUAAAGACCACCAGCAAAAUGAAGUGUGUGGUGGGGUGGUUGCUAUCGUAAUCCCUGUCACUCAGCCAAAACAAUGCCAUAUUAUUUAAUCUUUAACAGGGGCAGAAUGCCUGACAGUUUUUGCUCAGAAAAUUAAAAUGUGGUUGCAUUUUGCUCUAGCAUUCUAGAGUUAGGAUUCUAUUCAGUAUGAAGGCUGCUUCAUUUACAGAAUAAUAGUGGUGUUAGCAUGUACUUAAUUUCAUUUGCACAGUAGUGCAAAAAUCAUUUCCUUCCGCCCAUUCCAUAAAUUGAUUGAUUUCAGAGGUGAGCUCCAAUGUGUGCCCACAAUACAUUGCAUGCCACCAGAUGACUUCCAUAAUAGCAAGAGGCAGAAGUUGACUAAAACCUUGCUAGGCUUUUACUACAAGUUAGUGCCAAUGGAGGCAUCUGCUCUGCCAUGAAAACUUAUGAACAGAGGUGUCCAAUCCACUUUUAGUAAUUGCAGCACGUUACAAGCAAACAAGCAUAUUGGCUGCAAUUUUCCCCUAACAUGUCUCACACCAGAUCUCAUAUACACUAGACACUGUGAUCAUUACGUGAAACAGCUGAUGGUAACGUUCACUGCCUUUCUGCCCUUCCAUUCCCUGGGUCAGAAAGAUGCAGUCUUUGUGAUUGGAGAAAACAAGUUUGGUAGAUAAUUUCAGUAUUCUGUGCGCUGGGAAACAGGAAGAGUACUUGUGUAAAAGCAGAUGAAAAGAUUGAAGACGUCACAAAAUCUAAUAGCUUAUACAUUCCUAGCAGCAGCACAUUUCCCUCCCUGGUUUGCCCCCUUUUUGCUUACAGAAGCAAAAGAUGUAUGUGUGGGUUUCACACAAACCGGGCUGAACCUACUUCAGGUUUGGUUGUCAUUCGUGUACUUCAGGCUGUACUCAACUUCUCCCACCCACAGCUAGGUUGGUAAGAAGUCUAGUGGGAGUGCUAGGAGGCAACAUCACAGGCAGGCUUAGCCUCUCUGCCCUGACUGCUGGCCAUCCAUGGCAACCGGUUGGCUAAUCUGUGAGACAGGAUCCUGGAAACCAUGGGUCUGAUCCAGCAGAGCACUUCUUGCACACUUCCUUAAUGUCGUGCUAUCCGGCCCUUUUUCACAGCUAUCAGAGGCAGACUUCAUUUCCUGCUUAGUUAAAGACUGCCUCUGGAAAUGCUGAGGUUUCAAGCCAGCUGUAAACCACUGCUGUAAGCAACAGGCCCAACAAAUGAAGCAUACUUGGUGGCUUGCUUGAAAAUGUUAGGCUGGCUAGAACUAACAGUACUACAAAGAGCAUGGGUGCUAUGAGCUCUGCAGCCAAGCCAACUCAGCUACGUCACCCUGGGAUAGCAUAGCAAAACUCCAGAGCUCACCAUGCCACAAGCAUUAAUAGCCAUGUUGCUAUCACAGUCCUAGCUGAAGCAAGCGAAGUCAGCCACUUUAGCCAUUGGUCCUUCCUACAAACCAAAUAAAGCACACAUUCUUUGUGUUCCAACUUCUCCUGUCAUGACCCCCCCCCCCACGACCAGCCCAGUGACUCUCACUUGGAGGGCUCAGAGGAAGAGCCUGAGGAGCCAAGGCCAGUGAACCAGGAGGGCCAGCAGGAUCAGGGAGGGCCUGAUGCUGCAGAGCCUCCAAGAGAGACUGUGCCACUGGCCUCUGAGAUAGCCACUAGGCCUCUUUCAGGCAGGACACAAAUCCAGGCCCAUAGCUCCCCCAGAACCCUCUCCCCCACUCUACAAGAACAGCCUCAGCAUAAUGCCCAGGCGAAGAUGGCAAUACGGAGGUGAAGUGCCAGACUGGCUGCAUGCAACCUCCCUGCAGAUCCACAGCCAAGUGCAGAGAAUGGUACUUCUUCACAGGAUCCUGGCCAGAGUGCAGUGCAGCUUCAAAAGUUUCAGCGUCUGCCUGCAAGUGCAGCUGAGCCUGAUUAACACCCAGCCUAUUUAGGCUGAGGCUUGAGAAGGCUGCCUUGCUGGAUCAACUGGUCCACUAGAGGCAAGCGUGCUCCAGCUCCAAUCCCCACUCUGUGUUCAAACCCAGGCAGAAUUCCUACUCCAGAGGAGCCCAGCCCUGACCUGCCUGCAGAGCACAGGCACCUCCCUUCACAUGCUUUUUCAUAAAAGCAUUGGGUGUAUGAGAUCACCUACUCACCCAAAAUGAGACCGCCUGUCCAUUAUGCUCAGUCUCACCCAAGCUUAUGCAUUCUACACCUGCAGAUACAACACACCUUAUACAAUGCUGCACUAAAAUGGAGAACAGCUGCAGGGAAGUGCUUUUAGAGCCAACAAUAAGCAAAUAGGGCUCAUAUAGAUGAGACACCUGCAGAAGACCAUAAAAGUGUUACCUCCAGAAAUAAAAUAAUGGACCAUAAGUGGUAGGAGUGGCUCAGCUAUGACUUGCUAAUCAUUACAUGGUAUUUUUGCUUUGUGAAGUGCUUGAACAACUGGUUAUUUUGUCUCUCAUCCAACUUGACCACCCCCAUGUCAUAGAUGGGGAAAGCACGGCUAAGAAAAAAUGGCUUCACCAAACUUAAAACAAUGCAGCCAGUGCAGGGCAGAUGCUUUCAACCCAGCUUUGCCAUACAGAUCUCCAGCUCUACACCAAUAAUAGCACUCAGGGAUUUUUCCUUUCCCUUACGGCUCUAGCUCAGAUUUUCUAUGAUCAAUUGACAGCCCCAAAUAAAGAAAGCAUAGGUGAGGAGAUUGCAGCAGUAUGGGGGAAAUUAAUAACUGUGGCUGGAGCACAGGAUCCAGGUGCAAAUCCUAUUUGUAUCUUAACAACACAAUGUGUAAAAAAAACCCUGUGACUAUUACCUUAAGCACAGUAAUCAAUGAUCUUUACACUUCAACAAAAACUAGUCUAGAAUCAAGCUGUAAGUAUACUUGCAAAGCACCUUCACUGAAGGCAGAGCAAGGAAAAUGUCUUUUACACUUACGCACACUAAUAAAAUCAAAUUGAAAAAGCAGUAUCAGGAUAGAUUCAGACAACCAGUAGGGAUGAACUUCUGCAAUCACCACGAGUAAUUUGAUGGAAUGAGAGGAUAAAGAUAGGCACCAAGUUUUUCCUCCAGCAGAACACCACUCAGAGAACCAUUAAAACCAAAUGCAAACAUAUAUUCCCAUUUUAAAGGAGAGCUCCUUGAGGAAGAAGCUUCCAGUAAAUCUGUUUGAAUUUAGUUCCAGUGUAAAAAGUUUCACUGACAUCCUGUUAUAAGUGCCAGUGUGGUGUAACAGCUAGGAUUGUUGACUUGGUUUCAGGAGACCUGUACUCAAAACCCUAAUCCCUAGGGGGAUCUUUGGCCAUAUGCUUUUACCCUAAGUUACAUCUCAGGGUUGUUGUGAGGAUAAAGCAGAUGAACCAAGAACCGUUUCAACCAUCCUCAGCUUCUUGGGAGAAAAGGUAGGAUAAAAGUAUGACAGAUAAUGGAAACAGUUUUAGCUUGUCUGAAAUAGUCCCAAGAGUGUGACUAGGCUCUACAGAUGCCUUUUUUAAAAUGGAUGAUGAUCUUCAAAUCUGUCAUCUACUGAAUCUGGUAUUUUGAAAGCCAGCACAGCAUACUAAAGAGAGCAGGAGUAGGAUCUGCAAUAAGCAGGUUUGAACCCCCCCCUGCCACAGAAGCCUACUGGUGACCAUGGGCCCAUCACAAUCUCUCAGGGAGAAGAGAGGAUGAUGUCAUAAGCCACUUGGGGGGGGGGGGAAGGUGGGGUAUAAAUAAAAAAUAAGCAUCAAAAAUAAAUUCUGUUAAGCCUCUUAGACUUGUUCAGAAGACAAAUGGCCCCAUAUUCCAGUACUUGGUGAUUGCAAAAGUAGGAAAACAGUUGCCUGAAUUUUACCCUGAAGCACCUACUGUAGGGUAAACAGAGUUUCCAAAUGCUUGAACUACAAAGAUAAUUACAAGUCGCUGGAUGAGCUCUUGGAAAACUCAGUAUGCCACAGGUUGGUUCCAGUUUGAAAGUCUAGCCCACCAGACAUCUAGAGACUGUCUCUUCUUUUUUUAAAAAAAACCCUUGUUUUUUAAAAAAAGGAACAAUGCCUUACUCAAUCUUUUCAAAGGGCUGACAAAAUAUGCUAUCUUACAGACUCAAAUACACUUGAUAAAUUGCAAUCAGGUAUGUUCUAAAUGUACAAAGACUAUAAUCAAUAUGCUGCUAUUAUGAAAGAAAUACCCAGAACGACAACUUUUUAAAGUGAUUCUCCUGUAAUGUACCACUGAAAUAAAUACAUUUUACAGUCA
Eublepharis macularius is the source of this 5635-nucleotide messenger RNA. RefSeq names its product ELOVL fatty acid elongase 2 (gene ELOVL2). Gene Ontology annotation, cellular component: endoplasmic reticulum membrane; endoplasmic reticulum. The coding region runs from base 218 to 1111 and encodes 297 amino acids. Gene Ontology annotation, biological process: fatty acid elongation, monounsaturated fatty acid; very long-chain fatty acid biosynthetic process; fatty acid elongation, polyunsaturated fatty acid. Gene Ontology annotation, molecular function: fatty acid elongase activity. The record is from RefSeq and is a predicted model, not a curated record. The transcript has 8 exons. Lineage: Eukaryota; Metazoa; Chordata; Lepidosauria; Squamata; Eublepharidae.